UUGACCGCUGAAUUGUUCUUCUAGGAUACAUUGAUUCGAAAGACUAUAAAAAGGGUAUAAUAUCCUUGGGUAGAAAGGAUAUCCAACACUCAACUCAUCCUUUUCAUCCGAUCUUCCAACUCACUCCAACACCAAUAUCCUGCCAUAAUGGUCCGCGUCAACAACAUCCUCUUUGCCCUGGCUCUGGCCACCGGUGCUCUGGCUACCUCCAACUGCCAGACCAAGUACAAUGCUUGCCGUACCGCCCCUGACGCCAACAUGGCGAGCUGUGCUGCUGAGCACGCUUCCUGCACUGGCUCUCUGCAGCGCCGCGAUGAUACUUGCCAAACCAAGUACAACUCUUGCCGUACCGCCCCUGACGCCAACAUGUCCAGCUGUGUCUCCGACCACGCCAGCUCGCCGACAACGCCGCCUGCAAGAACCAGGCAUAAGCGCCUCGUUGGCCUUGCCACCAGUCUUGCUGUCCAUGGGGGCUUCUUUAUGAUACCCGGAAAGCAAUCUUCUGACUGUGACUUGUUCACUGAGUGUAUAUAUAGCUGUGCCUAGUUAAUUGUUCCUUGUCACAUGGUUGUCGGUACUUAAUACGUCAUCAAAUAGCUUAUUGAAUCUGUUCCUCGUUGUUGUACCUAAAUGUCUCCAUGAAAUAAAAUCACCCAAAAAUUAGUAUGGUUCUUCAGCAUUCAGGACCCAAAUC
Molecule: messenger RNA, 694 nt
Organism: Aspergillus glaucus CBS 516.65
Lineage: Eukaryota; Fungi; Ascomycota; Eurotiomycetes; Eurotiales; Aspergillaceae
Exons: 3
Coding region: 148-546 (132 amino acids)
Source: RefSeq, a predicted model, not a curated record